This is a messenger RNA of Erpetoichthys calabaricus (reedfish), 9642 nucleotides long. RefSeq names its product mitogen-activated protein kinase kinase kinase 11. Bases 1356 to 4445 code for a protein of 1029 amino acids. Gene Ontology annotation, biological process: protein phosphorylation; microtubule-based process; positive regulation of apoptotic process. The record is from RefSeq and is a predicted model, not a curated record. Gene Ontology annotation, cellular component: centrosome. The transcript is spliced from 10 exons. Gene Ontology annotation, molecular function: ATP binding; protein binding; JUN kinase kinase kinase activity. NCBI's taxonomy places the organism in Eukaryota, Metazoa, Chordata, Cladistia, Polypteriformes, Polypteridae.
AAAAAGUUCAGCGAAACCCCACCCUCGGUAAAAGACGUUGAAUCUACAGUGUUGGUGAUGAUGGUGGGGGCGCAAUAGACAACAGGGGUGAAAACAGGACAGAUGAUCGCAAAAGGGAGCUGCUUUACAAAAUGCCGUUUCCUUUCCGGGAUAAUGUAAAAAUUGAGAAAGGACUGGAGAAAGAAAAAAGAUGAGCCGGCUCCUGGGAGAAACGUAGCCAGAUCGAGAGGAACCGGGGAGGGACAACUGGUGUGCACUGUUGCGAUAAAACUUUUCUCGUGUGCUUCCUGUUUGGGAUUAGACGCUGGGUGAAGUACAGUCGCAGCUUCUGGCUUUAGGAUUUUCAUUUUUCUUUCCGUACUCAUUGCGCCACUGUUUUGCGACCUGCAUAAAAACAAACAAGCAAUCAGACACAGUAGGACGAGCUAGACCAGUACCUGGAAAAGGCGAGGAUAUGGAAUUGGAAGGCAACACGUAACGCACGGGCUCCACAAGCUGGAUCAGCAACUCGCCUAAGCGCCGACAAGACAGAAUUCUUCAGGUCUUUCUAUGUCCUUCGUCGUUCAGACUUUUUUACUGGCAUUUAAAGAAAAGGAAAAACAAGUAAGCCGGUGAAGCGGAGGCACGCUUCCUGUUCGACCCCUCAUUUCGGAGCUCUAAAUGUCGACUUAAAACGAGUGAAAUGAACGAUCGGACUUUUCAGGUGCAACAUGUCAAAAGAAAACCAAUGUGCUUCGGGCUACUGAUCGCCGAAUAUUGGCGACUUGAAGCGGACAAAAUGCUAGCAGUAUUGAGAAAUGUUUAAGAGUAUUUUUCUUUUAUAAGUUAUUGAUGAAAGUAUUUAUGGAAGUGCUAUUUUGUGAAUAAGCGAUACGAUAGUAUCGCAUUUUAAAGCGUUUCGUGUUUUUUCCGUUGCAAAGAAUCAAUACAAGUUGCUGCCUCGUCCAAAGUAUUGGUGUUGUUUCGUUGACAGCUUUUUUCUUUUCCUUUUAUCUUACUCUGGCAAGGUAACAUGCGAGAUGUAUGCUUGAGAAGUCAGAUGCCCUAAGAGCAGAGACUUUCGUGUAAACGGUCCACACUGCCUGUCACUUAAAUAUGAAGACUUGAUAUUCUUCUUCUUUUUUAAUCUACAAAUUUCAUCAUUCCCGUUUAUUUUAAAGCAAUCCGUGUUUACGUUCGUGCGUGGGAGCCUCACAACUUUCUUGUUGCGUUUCCUAAUGACUGGCUGGGCAAGCGCACUAAAAAGCCCGGCGCUACCAGGGGCUCUUCUUUACUUUUUUAUGCACUGAGAUCAUGACAAAAUAAACCCUCAAUGAGGAAAAAGUAAGUACGGUGGAAAUCAUCGUAGUAUUAAAAUGGAGCCAUUGAAAAGUAUUUUCUCCCGGGGACCCUUGUCUGGUUGGAAAGGCCUGGAGCAGGCAGAGAAGGGCACGUAUACAAACCCUAUCUGGACGGCGCUCUUCGACUACGAGGCAGCGGGCAAAGACGAGCUGACUUUGCGGAAGGGGGACUUGGUGGAAGUGCUGUCCCGGGACUCGGAAAUUAGCGGCGACGAGGGUUGGUGGGCGGGCAAAGUGAAUAACAAAGUGGGGAUCUUCCCGUCCAACUAUGUAUCCUUCAAGCCGGGCGGCUACAGCAAACUGUCCAACUCCGGCGUGGUGGUCGGGGAGCUGGAGCCCGAGGAGGUGGAUUUCCGGGAGCUCAGUCUGGAGGAGGUGAUUGGCGUCGGGGGCUUCGGCAAGGUCUAUCGGGGGACCUGGCGGGGCAGUCUGGUGGCAGUCAAAGCGGCCCGGCAGGAUCCGGACGAAGACAUCAGUGUGACGGCGCAGAACGUCCGCCAGGAGGCGCGCCUCUUCGCUAUGCUCACCCAUCCCAACAUUAUCACCCUAAAGGGGGUCUGUCUGCGGGAGCCUAACCUGUGCCUUAUCAUGGAGUACGCGGCUGGGGGUCCACUGAGCCGGGCUCUGGCUGGCCGUCGGGUUCCCCCACACAUACUUGUGAACUGGGCCGUACAGAUCGCCAGCGGGAUGCGUUACCUUCACAGUGAAGCCAUUGUGCCGGUCAUCCACAGAGACCUCAAGUCCAACAACAUCCUCCUGGCACAACCAAUUGAGAAUGAGGAUAUGGAGGGAAAAACACUGAAGAUCACUGAUUUUGGCCUUGCACGAGAGUGGCACAAGACAACUAAAAUGAGUACAGCAGGAACCUAUGCCUGGAUGGCACCAGAAGUCAUUAAGUCAUCUAUGUUCUCCAAAGGCAGUGAUGUCUGGGGUUAUGGAGUGCUGCUGUGGGAGCUGCUCACUGGAGAAGUGCCCUAUCGUGGAAUUGAUGGUCUGGCUGUUGCUUAUGGGGUGGCUGUCAACAAGCUGACCCUUCCUAUCCCGUCCACAUGUCCAGAGCCAUUUGCCCAGCUAAUGGCAGAAUGCUGGGACCAAGAUCCCCAUCGUCGGCCCAGCUUUGCCUCUAUCUUGGAGCAGCUCAUGGCCUUGGAGGAGCAGGUGCUGGAGGAAAUGCCUCAAGACUCCUUCCACUCACUUCAAGAUGAUUGGAAGCUAGAGAUCCAGAGCAUGUUUGAUGAGCUUCGGGCCAAGGAAAAGGAACUACUAUGCCGUGAGGAGGAGCUGAAGCGAGCUGCUCUGGAGCAGAAGUCCCACGAAGAAUUCCUCCGCCAACGUGAACAUGAGUUGGCACAGUGGGAGCUAGAUGUCUUUGAACGUGAGCUCAGCCUUCUCAUCCUUCAGAUGAACCAGGAGAAGCCCAACGUGAAAAAACGAAAGGGUACUUUCAAAAAGCACAAGCUGAAAGUUAAAAAUGGCGAGAAGAUCAGUAUGCCACUUGAUUUUAAACACAAAAUUACUGUGCAGGCAUCCCCUGGACUGGACAAAAGGAAGAAUUUUCUGGACUUGGGAUCUGGCUCACCCACUUUUGUUCCCAGGUUACGAGCAAUUCAGUUGAUACCCAGUGAGAACAAUAAGAUGGUGGGAAUUGGCUCAGGAUGGAAUCUUGACCACCUGCAGGACAAGUACCGCAAUGGAGAAAGACGAGGCAUAAACUCAUGGAGCCCUAAGCUACGAUCUCCCAACCCACAGGAGAGCAGGACUGCGAUACUUUUAGAUGAGCAUUCAUGGCGAGCUGAGAGUGAAGAGACUAGGAUAUCCUCACCUCCUGCCCCAAAUGGCACUAUCAUGAAAGAGUUCUCUUGGCCCAAACUACCUCAGGUUCCCAAUGAGACACGGAAUGGAGAGACUGCAGUGUUUGGUCUUUCACAUGCUGCAGUUUUUCCAAAACAUGACAGAAGUGGAGGUGCACUUAAGAGCACCCAUAAGGCCUUACUGGGUGGUUGUGCCUUGCUUGCAUCGAUCGCCCUGGGACGAAGUAUUGAUUCCUCUCCUAGAUGCCAGCCAAGAGCUACAAAUCAGUCAUCAUCUUGGCAGAGAGACACGCCAUCCGGGUUUGAAGAGGAAGAAGAAAAGAUCCUAAUUGAUCCUGCCGAUGACCCAAUAAGUGUAAAUAGUUUGAACAAUUUUCCUGAGCAAGAACACUCCUUUGUUAAUUCAGAUCCAUUGAUUGACUUGACUGAGUAUCCUUCUGAAGAGGUUAAGCCUAUUCCUCUUUCUCCACCACCUCCUCACCCAAGGGAAAGACAUAAUCAUCAACCAAGCCGGAAAUUUUUUGUGGCUUUAGAUGAAAUGAGUCCAGAACAGGAAAGGCCAACCUGUAACAAUGUUGGCCGUGUUUCUUGGGGUCAAGGAUUAUCUGUGGACCGGAGGAGGAAGCUAAGCGGGGAUUUGAUAUCCACACAGAAAGCUAUUGACAACCUGCCAUCUCCUGCUAGUCCUAACGGUGGACACACCGGCUCUCCUGUCACCCCCCUUCUUCCUGAUCCUCGGCUGUGGAGUCCCAAGUCCAGACGGGUAGAGGUCAACAUCAUUCCAAGGCCACGUCCAUCUGCUGCAAGACCAAGAAUUGAUCCUUGGAGUUUUAUUUCAGCAGGAUCCAAGCCCAAACAGGCCCCUGUAAACUGCUACCCAGACAACUGUGUAACAGGAGAGACAUUCCGCAGUGCCUUGGGUUACCAGCCUUCUCCCACUAACCCUUUCAUGAACUCUGAUCCAUUUCCUACAAAGGCAUCAGAUCCCUUUGACACCAAAUGUGAUCUUUUUGUAACAUCUAAACGUGAGGACUUUUUUCCUCCUUUGUCUUCGGACCCAUUUUCUGCUCCUUUUCAUUGCUCAUCCUCACACUCCUCUAGAUCUGCUCCUUCAUCAACCAAUGUUAGCCCCUCACUGACUGCUUGGCGGGUAACAGCACCUACUCAAGGGGACAGACUGCUUAUUGACUUAGGAGGUGAUGAUUGGCACACAGGUUCAACCAAAGAGAAAAGAUUAGGAAGAGCACCAUGGAGCUCUCCUGCACUAGACAGAAGGGACUGCCACAAAUUUUAAGAAUCUUAAUUAUUUUGUAUGACACUGGUCCUGUACCCAGGAUGGUCCAGGUUUCUACAAAAACUGUGAAGUAACAUUCUGGUGUGGAUUACAAAGUAGCACUGUCCUUAUUUUAUGUUCCAUGCAUAAUACUAUGUCUAACCUGGUGGUCAGGGCAAGUCAAAUGUAUGUCCAUUCUUUUAGUAGUGUUUUUAUUAUUAUUUAAAUAAAUGAAAGGAAAAGAGGUUAAGAAACAAAAGAGGAUUUGCAAUAAUCUGUAGGUGACCUAAAGUAACAUCAUCAAUCUCUCUAGCUUUACUUACUGCCUUCAUUCUCAAACCCCAGCUUAUGAGGUGUUGUAGAAGGUGGCCACAUUUUGGUAGAACACGGUAUAGAAAAAUAUAAGUGAAUGAUUCUGGGAAGAGGAAUGAUUCGUUACACUAGUCUAUGAAAUAAAUGAAAGUCCAAUUUCUUAAGGUGAACGUUCCCAAAGAACCUCUAAUUAAGCUAAAUUCAGUGCUUGACUGAAACUUUCAUUUUCUGCCUCUGCAAUUUCAGCUGUAGGUUGAACUAUUAAGUGAAAUUUUUCCCUGAGCUUUGCACAAUAUCUGGAAUUCCUAAUGACCAAAUCAGCUAACAACCGAAUUUCACGAGCUGCCAUUCUACUCUUAAGUAUUUAAAGCAAAGAAGUAACAAGGUUGUUGUCAAAAUGUUAUAUUGGCAUCAUUGCUUUCAUCACAUAGCAAAUAAUUCUGUACACCAGUGAUCUCCAUUUAAUCAUUUUACCUGUGGGCCUGCUAUCAUUUAGGUUGAUGCUCUGCUGGUGGGGAUGGAGUCACUCAAACAGAUAAUAAGAUGUGUCUGCUCGUGAAGAGGUGAUAAUCCAUUGUGCACUAGUUUUCCUUAUCAGACAGAGCUAUCCAAGGCCACACUCCCGUCUGUUCAACAGAUGUUAAAGCUGAGGCUGAAAGAUAUGGCAAACUUUAAAACUGGAGAUUACCUGACCAGAAAUUUCAAUACUCCAUAUCGAAAAUUUUAGAUACAGGUUUUGUGUGGCCACACUUUCAAGCAAGCUAAAUUAUUUGUCUCCUGGAAUUCAUUUGUAAAUAGUGUCUCAAGUUUGAACGAUAAGAAUGUACAGUAUGUCAGUCACAUUAGUCACAUUGUGAAGCAAAUAAAUACAUUUACCAAAUUUAAUGUGUUCUAGAAAUCUAGGACACUCUCUCACUCGAAAACAUGUGCAGAGAUACCAAAACAAUAGUUUUGAAUACCAGAUUUUCUCAAAUUAAGCUGUCAGGUAAAGUAUACAGUAUGUUAAAAGAUCUUGUCUAGGCCAACACCGUCAUUAUGGCUUUUUUGAAUUCCUACAGUUAUUGUGAAAAGUUACACAUUAGUUAAACAUUAUUAAUUCCUAAUAGUCAACCUUGAUGUAUGUCUGCUAAUUCCUUUAAAGCAUGACUAUGCUCAAACAGAGAGAUCACAUGUGGAGAACAUUUCAAUAAAAUUAGGCUAAGGGUAUCUUGUCACAAAGCUCAGUCCUGUUGUUUUUGCUGUCUGCAGGAACUUUUCAAAUUCAGCUCACGCUUGUCAUUGUAUUUUUUCAAUAAGUUAAAACAAGCGAUGCAAAUAAUGCACAAAUAUAUAAUGCACACAGUAUGAAGGAGAACAACACUACAUAAAAGACGGCACACACUAAUGGAACAAUACAUUCAUAUCUUGUGAAUUCCCAUUGUGAAAGUGCUCCAUUAUGGUCUUCUUGUUAUGAGUGCAGGCCUCUUGACAUCUUUAAUGCAAGAAGAUAAAAUAGGAUAUUGAGGCAAGACCAAAAUGUGACUCUUAGAAAUUCGAAGCUUACACGCUUUGACUCGACCCAAGAUGACUAGUAUGCAAGCCAUGGAAUGUGAAGUAGGUCACGGUGUCCAUCAUUGCUGAUUGGGUACAACUUUGUCAUGAAAAUUAUAGCCUGUUCUCCUUUCUGAUGAUGCAACUAUCAAGUGAGAUGCUUUUAGGAUCUGAAGAGAUACUUUAGGUCAGAUUACCAAGUACCUCUUCUUUCAUCUUCUGUUAGUCUUGCACUCUAGCCAGGCACUUCGCAGCAGUGAUCAGCAGCAAUAGCCAAUCUCUACAAGCGGCCUCUCUGCUUAGAGAACCAUGGGAGUUCUGCACAUCCACUUUCUUGGUAAUCAAAUCCAAAACUAAUCAGUCAUUGGCAAGUGUACCAAAGACUACACAUUUUUUUUCUAAAUUUCGUUUGAGAUAAGACCCAAAACAAAUGAACAACGACAAAGGAAUGAAUUUUUAGUCAUGUUUUGUUCAGGUUCAUCUUUAUCAUGGUGAUGGAGUAUAACUUGUUCUCCACCCUCAAGACUCUGUGGUAUGUACAGUUUCCCACAUUUAUCUUGAAUUGGCUUAAUAUUAUAAAUUGAUAAAAAAAUGUCUCCAUCAGGACACCAAGAUUAGUUUUCAUAUUUGCUCUUUGCCCAGCAUUCUAAGUCAUGAUUUCUUUCAACAGUUCACCUCAGUAUAUUUUCCUAUUUUACCAACUGAAUUCUGUUCUGCCACUUAAAUUCUUCAUGGUUGGUAAAAUUCAUUAUUUUGACAAUUCUGUAAAGAAGUUGUAUGGAUUUUUUUUAAAUCCUAAGUAGAAGCAAAUGUAACCUAAUGUUGGUGUCUUCAUUCAGGGCAGAGGCUUCCUCCUGAAUUCCUUUAAUGGUCGUCUGAGUCUCACUAUGGUUAAGUGCAGCAGAAGUCACCAUGUUAACGAUUCAAUAACUGUUUGUGAAAUUUCAACUUUAAAAGUCUAAAAUGCCUCCCUUGUGCACAUUACAAUAUUAAUUCAUUUUCACAUCAAUAGUAUACCUGCAAAUGCCAUGACACAUUUAGAUGUAUCAUUUGAAAUUUACAUCACUGAUGCCCCUAGGCGUAAAAACUAAAACAGGAGACGUUCAUCUGUUAAAGCACCAACUCGUGGUGACAGGCAUAGACACGCAUUAGCCAAGGAUUUCUGUCAAGAGGUUUGCUUGGAAAUUCUUUGUGCUGAUUCAAAGAUUAGAUUUUUAUUAAAAAUGAAUUUGCUUGUAUUUCUGUGGGACUCCUUAUGCAGGUUCUUGGCAAACUCUAGAAGAACGUGUUUGGUGCUGUAAUGUUUAAUUAUGCUUUGAUCUGAUUGGUUAUCUCAGCAAUUCAUCUUAUUCAGACAAGUCUUCCUCUUGUUUGUGGUUCUUCUCCAUGUAUUUUUCAAGGAUCUUAUUUACAGUACAUAUACUCGAUACCCUGUGAAUCUUAACAUUUUGAGAUGUUGACCGUUCAACAUAUGGCUGUCAUUUCUUAUUGCUGAGGUGGUGUACCGCACAAGCUCUGUGUUUGGAUUUGUAUUUAGAAAAAAAAGUUUUUUUGACAUCAUUAGCAUAAAUGGAAAAGCUUUGGGGCAGUAAAAGUGAACAUCUAUGCUUUUGAAAUGAACAUUCCAGUAUAAUGGUGCAUCUGUGAGACAGCCAACACUUUUCUGCAGCAUCCACAUCAGCCAGAGUUGAAAGCAAAACUCAGUGUAUUAGCCUGAAGAAUAAAAAUCACCAAGUUAAAUAUGUUUCAGGGUUAUUGCCCUUUAUAUAAUAAACAGUGGAAAUUGUAUUGUUCUGUAUUUCAGGCUUCAACAUAAAUCCUUUAUUCUGCACAGCUGAUAUCUGCUCAGUCUUAUUGUCAGAGAAAAUGCCUGUCUGAGGUUGUGCUGUGCCCUUCAUUGUCUGUUGUGGAGUAUCGCCUGCUAUUCAUACUCAUCUAUAUUUUAGUCUACUCAAUGGAUGAGCGGUUAUUCUUUUAAUCUUUAUAAUCUCAGCUGCAUCUCAAACUUAAGGAAUUCUGUAGGCCUAAAGUGGUGGUUUGCAAAAGAAAGUAUAAAUCUAUCACCACUUGAGUCUGUGUGAACAAGCUCAGGGUUUAUAGACUGCACUUAAACAAUAGUGUGGGAUUUUCUUGAGCCAACUCUUAAAUCACACAGCACUAACGACGGUGAACUGCAUCCCUUGGCACUUAACAGACCCCAAAAACUUAGAUUGUGUUUUUUUUCUUUCAAUGGCUAAUGGGGAAAAAAGAGGAGCUUGCUUUUUGUCAAAGCAAAAAGAAUGUGGAUGUAAGCCGGCCAUUUAGUCUAGUAUAGUGCAUUCAUACUAAUUCAACUAACAUUUUCAAGAUGGUGAUCAUCAAGUUCAGACCUGAUGGGUCUCCAUCCAUACAAUGCUCCACAUAUCUGCUGACAUAUUCUUUAAACAUGCAGAUACUCUUUUGACAUUAUUGUAACAUUCACCUUUAACCAGCUUCCAUCUCUGCUCCCAUGUUCUUAGUUCAAGAACUCAUUUCAAGCACCCAGGCUAGCAUCUACCCUGCUAAUUGACUUUUUGGUUUGUAAAAUUGAAGGAUCGGCGAAUUUUCAGUAUGUUGGGAUACAUAAAAUUAAGUUGUAAUGUAACAUUUCUGUCUCUUUCUGCCAGGUCAAUGAAAAAGGGAAGGCUUAUGGGUAUUUGUUAAAAUAGCAAGCAAUUAGACGCAACAAGUUUUGAAUCUGCUGAACUCCAGCUCGAGGAAUAAAUAUUACAUUUACAUUCUCAUUUUAUUUUCCAGUCAAGUAACCUUGCACCACUCGCCGAGACCCCCCAUCUCUCUUUUCUUCUCCUCUUUUUUCUUCAUCUUCCUCCACCUGACCACCAGCUCUGUACAGUACAUGCUCUGUUCUUCAUCCAGCUCCACGCUCUCCUUGCUCUUCACGCUUCAUUCCUCCUGUUCGCCAGCAGAAGGGCAUUCAGAGUGUGAUGUCACUUCCAUCAGCUGAUGGUGCUAUAAAAAUACUUUUCUGUAACUUUAUUGUCAUUUGGUUCAGCUGCAUUUUACAAAGGUUGAUAUGUGAGACUUUUUCCAUUCCAGCCUUUUGCCUUAAUUUGAGAGACAUUUUGAUAACGCUUUGGUUUAAGCUCAGUGUCUUUAUGAAAUUGUGUUUCACGGCAUGGCUUCAUGAGGCCUACUUUUGUACUAAGUGGAUUCACUUUCUUAAGAGUGUGAAUACAGAAUUUGUGAUGGCUUUUGUAAAGAGCUGCUUUUUAUGUAUAUACUGCACUGGGCUGGGCCUAAUUAAAAAAAAAAGUGCUUUUAAAAUAUUUUGGUGGGUUUUAACCUGUGGAUACUGGGAUUUGAAAACAAGACCAAAUAAAUAUAUGUCUGUACACUA